This is a messenger RNA of Salvelinus fontinalis (brook trout), 10409 nucleotides long. Its product is annotated as rho guanine nucleotide exchange factor 4-like. Gene Ontology annotation, cellular component: microtubule. Bases 262 to 9855 code for a protein of 3197 amino acids. Gene Ontology annotation, biological process: microtubule cytoskeleton organization; intracellular signal transduction. The transcript is spliced from 15 exons. The record is from RefSeq and is a predicted model, not a curated record. Lineage: Eukaryota; Metazoa; Chordata; Actinopteri; Salmoniformes; Salmonidae. Gene Ontology annotation, molecular function: calmodulin binding; guanyl-nucleotide exchange factor activity; microtubule binding.
GUUCGGCCUCGCGACCUAGGGCUGUUUUGUAACUGCUUUGAUGUUUGCAUACAAAAAGUAUGACAUGAUUUGCUGAAGGUUUUUCAUAGUUCAAGAUAAUACAACUUUUUAUCGUUAUGUUGGCUACAAUAAUCAUGAUGACAGUUUAGGAACUAGUCUACAUGUGCGGGCGCAAGGUGAGACUUCGUGGAACGGGGAAAUCGAAGGCUGCGCUAUCCCCGGGACAGUUGAAAACUUAAUAGAAUACUACAGGCGAGAAAAAUGGAUGAUAACAACAAUGACAACGCUCGCUGCAAGUCGUCUGAGGAUAACCACCGCGACUCACUAGUUGGUAGCGGGGCAACAGGCGAUGUUGGAGCUGGAGGUCUGGAAGAAGUACAGCUGCAUCUCACGUGCCUACCGGAGCGGUACAUGAUGGCCAAGUUCACCUUAUCAGCCUAUAUGCUCUGCUGGGCAGCGCUGAAACUCUACCAGAGACUACGAUGCACUCCUGCCACUCAACAGGUGAAACAGACCCAGGAAGCUCUUGAAGACUCGGAGGGACUCGGGAACCCAGAGGGAUUAGGAUUAGAGGUGAAGGACGGGGAUUUGGGUGCCAGUGACUCCCAGAACUGGAGCGAGGACAGGGGGAGAACCAGGGACGGUGGGGUUGACAUUACGUCAUCGGAGGAGUACUUUGACUCGCGGUCGUGGCACAGUGACACGCUGUCAGACCUGAGCCCGGACAGCAGCGAGGACUCUCUGUCUGCCAUACUGGGGGUGGAGGACGUACGCACGAGAUGGAAGAACAGCAGGUACCACACCGCUGGGGACUGUAGAGCCAGACGCACAGCCGAGAGGAGCCAGCACAGCCACAGUACAGAGAACGCAGGGACUGACGUACACGGACCCAGCAAAGAGAAACACAACCAGACCAGCAUAGAGACAGCACAGAGUCAGCCUUGCAACACAGAGAAGAAGCAACACAAUCACAGGACAGAAACACAGCACAGCACAGAGUUGCACAAUCAGCUCAGCACAGAGAUACAUAAGACAGGAGUAACAACCCAGCACACCCAAGGGAAAGUCAGCACAGAGAUUUGUAUCACUGAAAUCACAGGUCAUCAGAAUGCACUAACGUUAGUGCUUCACACAGAGUCACACAAACCGAAUAGCUCAGACAGACACAAAAUCGACAUCGCACAUAGCACAGAAACAUUUGCACAGAGAAACAGCACAGAGGAAACGAGUAGAGAGACACGAACGCCAAGCAGCACCGAGAAACAGAGCACAGGGUUCGAAAACACAGCUAGUACAGAGAAACAGAGCACAGGGUUUGAAAACACAGCUAGCACAGAUAAACAGAGCACAGGGUUUGAAAACACAGCUAGUACAGAGAAACAGAGCACAGGGUUUGAAAACACAGCUAGCACAGAGAAACAGAGCACAGGGUUUGAAAACACAGCUAGCACAGAGAAACAGAGCACAAGCACUAAAUGCACAGGGAUAUGUAAACAACAUAGCAUAGAUAUACAAAGUAUAGAUCUGCUGUCCACUCUACACAGUGUAGAGAAAGAGAAUUCACAAAUACACAACAGUCACCUAGAGCAGGUAAGCCUUGCCAGCCAGAAUACAUCUAGAGCCUAUGGAGAGGAGACAGCCAAUCAACACAGUUCAGAGACACACUGCAUAGACACACACAACACAACAGACACACAGUGUUCGGACAUAUCUGGCACACACGUGACACUUUGCAGAGAUACACCCAACACACUCAAAGCAGAGACACACUGUAGGCUCACGCACAACAAUCACAGUUCAGACAUACACUUAUCUGACACACAAAGUGAACUUAUCCCGGAGCAUCCCACAACAGAAACACACACCACAGAGACAAUCUGUACGGACACACAACCCACAGAGACAAUCUGUACGGACACACAUCCCACAGAGACAAUCUGUAGGGACACACAACCCACAGAGACAAUCUGUAGGGACACACAACCCACAGAGACAUUCUGUACGGACACACAACCCACAGAGACAUUCUGUACGGACACACAACCCACAGAGACAAUCUGUAGGGACACACAACCCACAGAGACAAUCUGUAGGGACACACAACCCACAGAGACAAUCUGUAGGGACACACAACCCACAGAGACAAUCUGUAGGGACACACAACCCACAGAGACAAUCUGUAGGGACACACAACCCACAGAGACAGAGAGGAGUAGCACACCCAACACAGAGACAGAGAGGAGUAACACACCCAACACAGAGACAGAGAGGAGUAGCACACCCAACACAGAGACAGAGAGGAGUAGCACACCCAACACAGAGACAGAGAGGAGUAGCACACCCAACACAGAGACAGAGAGGAGUAGCACACCCAACACAGAGACAGAGAGGAGUAGCACACCCAACACAGAGACAGAGAGGAGUAGCACACCCAACACAGAGACAGAGAGGAGUAGCACACCCAACACAGAGACAGAGAGGAGUAGCACACCCAACACAGAGACAGAGAGGAGUAGCACACCCAACACAGAGACAGAGAGGAGUAGCACACCCAACACAGAGACAAACAGCCCAGUCCCACACACUUUAGAAACCACAGGGACCGUCCAUUCAGCCAGUCCAUGUGUGGGUAUCCUCAACGGACCUGUCACAAAAACCCAGCCUCAGGCCUGCCUCGGUGCUACAAAGCUCCACAUUGAGGCAUGCGUAUCGGGUGUCCGCUGCCAGGAAGAGCACGAGGUGUGUGUCACCACCAGGAACUCAGCAGAGCCGACUGAACCGUCAGAUACGGUGAACGGGAUCUGUCCAAUUAUAUCGUCCGUGGAGGCUGGACUUCCUUUAGAGGCGGGACUUACUGUAGACGUGGGACUUCCUGAAGAGGUGGGACUUCCUUGCUUGCUAGACGCCCGUGUGCCUAUACCUGUUCCCGACCCGUAUCUCUCACCGUCACUAGACAGGAAGGGGAUCAACCAGUCAGAAUCCCAGUUAGCCUCACCUGUCCUACCUACUGGGCUAGAGAGUGGAGGAAUUACAGAGACACAACAACCACAAGCACAGCGCUCCAGUUCACGACCCCAGGAAAAGGAAGCCGUUCAAACCCAGGGCCUAAUCCCUGAGCUCCAGGACCAGGGGGGCUCUAGCACAGAGACACCCAGGGACAGUGAGCACUCGCCUGGGGAGGAUAAGUGGGCUGAGGCCUGGCUGAGGGAAGGCUCCACCUCUGUAGAGCUCAAGCCUGGCUUUGCUCAUCCCCAGUCUGACACUGAGGGGGGCAUUGAGGAAUGCCUACCCCCCCACCCCUACUCCCUCCCCCACAUAGACAGGCCGCUUUGCUCUGACAGCUUAGGGUCAGAAGAUUCAGAACAUUCCCAGCUGAAGACCUCAGACAGAGAGUAUAGGACAGGAUCAACCCAUUCCCUGGCUGUGGAGAGAGAGGAGGAGGAGGAGAAAGAGGAGGAGGAAGAUAGUCAUGUUUACAGUCAGCAGGAUAAGGCAGUAGAAAGCACGUCCUGUCCUUAUUCAACACAGUCAAACACUGUUACAGCAGAACUCUCUGACAAUACAGACACUGUUACAGCAGCAGAACUCUCUGACAAUACAGACACUGUUACAGCAGCAGAACUCUCUGACCAUACAGACACGGUUACAGCAGAACUCUCUGACCAUACAGGCACUGUUACAGCAGCAGAACUCUCUGACCAUACAGACACUGUUACAGCAGAGCUCUCUGACCAUACAGACACUGUUACAGCAGAACUCUCUGACAAUACAGACACUGUUACAGCAGAACUCUCUGACCAUACAGACACUGUUACAGCAGAACUCUCUGACAAUACAGACACUGUUACAGCAGAACUCUCUGACCAUACAGACACUGUUACAGCAGAACUCUCUGACAAUACAGACACUGUUACAGCAGAACUCUCUGACAAUACAGACACUGUUACAGCAGAACUCUCUGACCAUACAGACACUGUUACAGCAGAACUCUCUGACCAUACAGACACUGUUACAGCAGAACUCUCUGACAAUACAGACACUGUUACAGCAGCAGAAGUCUCUGACCAUACAGACACUGUUACAGCAGAACUCUCUGACAAUACAGACACUGUUACAGCAGCAGAGCUCUCUGACCAUACAGGCACUGUUACAGCAGCAGAACUCUCUGACCAUACAGACACUGUUACAGCAGCAGAACUCUCUGACCAUACAGACACUGUUACAGCAGCAGAAGUCUCUGACCAUACAGACACUGUUAUAGCAGAACUCUCUGACCAUACAGACACUGUUACAGCAGAAGUCUCUGACCAUACAGACACUGUUACAGCAGAACUCUCUGACCAUACAGACACUGUUAUAGCAGAACUCUCUGACCAUUCAGACACUGUUACAGCAGAACUCUCUGACCAUACAGACACGGUUACAGCAGAACUCGCUGAGCAUAGAGACACGGUUACAGCAGAACUCUCUGACCAUACAGACACUGUUACAGCAGAACUCUCUGACCAUACAGACACUGUUACAGCAGAACUCUCUGACCAUACAGACACUGUUACAGCAGAACUCUCUGACUCUGACCAUAUUGGGCUGCCAAGCACAGAGGAGACAGAGGAUGCUAUAGUUCCCGUCAGCCCUACAGGAGUCUUCAUAGAGAUCACCAGUGAUCUGCGUGUUGACCUCAGCUCACAGGGUGUGUCUAGUGACACAGGCCAGGGGUCAACCCAACCUACAGAGACUGAAUCUCUUCAGGGAGACAGCACAGAACCCUCUGCCUUAGAUCAGGAAGCCACGCCGCUGAGGAGGAUAAAGAUUACCGUGGGAACAGACUCUACUGUGUGUAACAACGAGGUCCAGAGCCAGCUGAAGGAGCUAGAGAUCCAUCAUAGCAUCUCUGGGCCGGAACCCUCUCCCUGCACCGUGCCACCCUCCAUCCUGUCUCUGUCCUGCCUCUCUGACUCCAACAACAACACCAAGGCCAGCGAAGGGUCGGUGUCGGGGUCUCCCAGUACAAGGGGUAAGGGGCCAGAGCAGUGGUCCUCCAAGGUAGAGGUAGCCCCCCAGAGCAGCUCAGAGGAGGGUGGGGAUAAAACCCCUGAUGAGUCCCCUUCCCUGACCGAGCCCUCCACGUUUACCUCUGACCUCCUGGGGGAGACCACAGAGACACCAGACAGCACCCUAGAAUGCCCCCCUGAGGACUCUGAGGAGUUCCUGUCCUACCUGGCCUACAAGCACUACUGGAGCAGUGAGGACUCAGCCGUGUCCGGGUUGGGGGACGAGUGUCACUUCAGCUUGGCUGAGGUGGAGGAACUAGAGAGGCUACAGGGAGAGGGCCUUGGAGACGUCCUUUAUCAGAACCAUACUGCAACUACAGGCUGUAGGAGAGAUAUCUCUAACCAUACAGACACUAUAGGCUGUAGGAGAGAUAUCUCUAACCAGACAGACACUAUAGGCUGUAGGAGAGAUAUCUCUAACCAUACAGACACUAUAGGCUGUGGGGAGGUUGUAGAGGGGGUAGUUCAUUCUAAUUGUGCUGCUAACAGUCCUUCAGACCUCUCUGAACCCUUAGCUUCCUACCUGGAGACCAGAGGACUGCUAUUGGACAGCGCGGAGAAAGAGGAGGUGCAGAAGUCCAGCCCCCACCAAUCCCCUAACCCUCCCUCAGAGGGAGACAGACAGGACUGUAGCAAAUCACCUGGGGCUUUAGGAUUAGAAGACAGUCUGUUUGCUGAGGAGUCCAGCUCGUGCAGCUCCUACCUCCAGACCAGCUCUCACCCUGCCCUCCUGCAGCAAGAUCGUGGGGUGAGGAUUGUGAGGUACCCCUACUCCGACGUCAGUCUCAACCUGCUCUCCCUCAGUAGCCUCGAGCCCAUCCUAGAGGCAGACUCCGACCGCUCCCUGGACAACCCUAGUAUUGUGGAGGAUGUGACUGGAGUAGAGGAGGAGGAGGAGGAGGAGGAGGAAGAAGAGGAGGAGGAGGAGCGAAGACAGAGUGUUAGGAUGAGGCCCACUGAGAAAGACAGGGACAGUGUUGUCCUGUCUGGUGACAUCAUCCUGUCCAACUCCAGCUCCGGCCUUAAGAGCCCGUCGUUGUGUCUCCCCGAGGACUCAUCCAGUAUCGAGUCAUCAGAGCACCAACUGGACUCGUUGACCUUUGACCCCGAUGACCUCAGGGUUAUGACCUUACCAAACGACAGGGACCAUGCAAGCAGCGAGAGACGCUCCAGUCCAACCCCCACCUCUGUGUCCUACGACUUUGAUACCACCAGCACUAACAGUGAGGAGAUGGAAGAGUCCAUCCUGCCUGUCUCGGGGGGGAACACCAACCUCCACAAACCCAUGAAGAGCAAGUCUAAAGGCAGCCAGGCAGGGAGGUCCAAGAGCUCCAAGUUCUCUGUCUUUGCCAAGAUGCCUUCUUUCAGGAAGGGGAAGAGUCUGAAGAAUGCCAAGGGGGAGGACUUGCCCCAGGACUCACCAGACCUGGGCCUGAGCAGGGAUAUGGGGGGAGGACAGGUGGGACAAGGGGGAGACACCUCGGAUGAUGACAAUGUUUUCUUGAAGGGGGACAUCCUGAACCAGACGGUUCAGCAGUCCUUCUCCUCCGGUCUGGGUGGUCGCUACGAGACAGAGCAGGAGGAUAACGGCUUCUUCCCCUCCACACCGCGCACCCGCCAUGUCCGCCUGCUCUUCAGGGAUGGGCCUGGGGACACCCCCCUGACCUCCCAGCCCGGAGGUCUCAGACACAACCAGACCGGGGCCCCCGAGGGCCUGCACGGCUACAAGAGGAGCAAGAGCUCUGACAGCCUCAACCUUCGCAUGCGCUUCGCCCAGGCCCACAAGUCCCUGUCCAGCCUGUUUGAGUCUCGCUCCAUGGACAAGGAGAACGAGGAGGAGCAGGUGAAUAUUGAGACUGGGAGCGAAGGGGAGGUGGGGCGAGCCAAACAGUCCUGGAGGAGGCUAAAGAGAGAGAGGGCCAAGGAGGCGGAGCUGCUGAGGAGGACCCUGUCUGUCCCGGUCGGGGACGGGGACAAGGGAGGGGACGGUGAGGAUGGGGGUGUGAGGACGCCCAGACAGAUCCAUAGUGACUAUGCGUCCCGCUCUGCCUUAGUGCUCAGUGUCCCUGGGUCCCCCUCCUCUCUCAGGGCCCUGUGUCUCACCGACCCCCUUACUAAGAGGGGCUUCCAGGACAGUCACAGCUUGGCCGAGGAGAACACCCCACUGGGCUGCAAGUCAGAGGGCCAGAGGAGGAAAGGGAAAGUCCUGCCCAACGGACUGUCAAUAAACUUCUCUGACGCCGGACCGCCCUCCUCGGACGACUCUGAAGCCCCACCCACAAACGAUUCCAGGCCCCUGUCGCCCAUGAGCCCCGCCUCCCUGGCCACCCUAGCCAAUCAGCUGUCUUGGUCCAGCUCCAGGUCCCCAGGAGGAGCCUUUGAGAGCACAGCGUCUAGCAUGGCAGCAACACCAGACAGCCCAGUGAGACCCAUGAGCCCCAAGCCCCACAGCCCCAGACCGGCUGCCCAGCACAGGCCCUUCCGCUACCCCCACUCUGCCUCAGCCCGGGCCUCAGCCCUGUCCCUGGUCCUCAUGCCCCAGUCAGCCAGUGUAGAGGGCUUGUCUGACCCACCAGAGAAGCCCAAGACCCUGAAGCCCAGAGCGGGGCCGCUAGGCUCCUCCUCCCUCAGUCCAUUGGAGGACAGUGGAGUGGACAGCCAAUCACAGAUCAGCCUGCUUACACCUAUGUCCAUCAACCAGUUUGAGACUCAGGGUGGCUGUAGACCCACCAGCCAGGCAGGAGGAGAGAAGAGGCUAGCAGAGCUGAAGACUCCUGGGUCUGGACUCGUCACUACUGCCUCAGCCCUCAGACCACCACCAGGCCACAGGCCGAACAGGGAGAGGGACAGGGGUCCAAGACGCCACCGCUGCUCCUCAGACGACCUGUGGAUCGAAGAGGAGAAGAGACGGAAGCGGAAGCUGGCCCGAGUCGUGAGGGGCAGCCUGGGACAACUCAACACCCACUGUCCUGAAGAUCUGGAGAAAGCACGGGCUCGAGUGUCCCUGUCGACCAUGGAGGAGUUCUCCGGGAUUCCCCUGAAGGCCCACUGCUUCUCCCAGAGCACCCCCAUCGGACUUGACUGUCUGGGCUGGAGACGACGCAUCUCCUACCCCUCGGUGAUAGUACCAGAUGGAAGUGGAGAGAAGGCCGGUCUGGGUCUGGGUGAUGAUCUAGGCAGUGAUGAAGACCUGUAUGAAGAGUUCCGCAGCUCCGGACAUCGCUGUGGACACCCAGGGGGAGGUGGAGAACAACUGGCCAUAAAUGAGCUGAUCAGUGAUGGCAGCUGUGUGUACGCCGAGGCUCUCUGGGACCAUGUCACCAUGGACGACCAGGAGCUGGGCUUCAAGGCGGGAGACGUCAUCGAGGUAGUGGAUGCCACCAACAAGGAGUGGUGGUGGGGACGCAUCCUGGACAGUGAGGGCUGGUUCCCAGCUAGCUUUGUUCGGUUGCGUGUGAACCAGGAUGAGCCCAUGGAGGAAUACCUAGCCCAGCUGGAGGAGGCUGGGGCUGGGGAAGAGGACCGGCCAGGGGUGGGUCUGAUCCUGGGACCAGGCCUGCCGUGUAAGGACCAGAUGAGGACUAACGUUAUCAAUGAGAUCAUGAGCACAGAGAGAGACUACAUCAAACACCUCAAAGACAUCUGUGAGGGUUACAUCAAACAGUGCCGUAAGAGGAUAGACAUGUUCACAGAGGAGCAACUGCGGUGUAUAUUCGGCAACAUCGAAGACAUCUACCGCUUCCAGAAGAAGUUACUGAAAGGUCUGGAGAAGAAGUUCAACAAGGAGCAGCCGCACCUCAGCGAGAUCGGAUCCUGCUUCCUGGAACACCAAACAGACUUCCAGAUCUACUCGGAGUACUGUAACAACCACCCCAACGCCUGUGUGCAGUUGUCCAGACUGAUGAAGACCAACAAGUACGUGUUCUUCUUCGAGGCCUGUCGUCUGCUGCAGAAGAUGAUUGACAUCUCGCUGGAUGGGUUCCUGCUCACGCCCGUCCAGAAGAUCUGCAAGUACCCUCUGCAGCUGGCCGAGCUACUGAAAUACACCAACCCACAGCAUAGGGACUAUAAGGACGUGGAGGCUGCCUUGAACGCCAUGAAGAACGUGGCCAGGCUGAUCAACGAGAGGAAGCGGCGCCUGGAGAACAUCGACAAGAUCGCCCAAUGGCAGAGCUCCAUAGAGGACUGGGAGGGAGAAGACAUCCUCAGUAUGAGUUCAGAUCUGAUCUUCUCUGGAGAGCUGACAAAACUCUCCCAGCCUCAGGCCAAGAGCCAGCAGCGCAUGUUCUUCCUCUUCGACCACCAGAUGGUCUACUGCAAAAAGGACCUCCUGCGCAGGGACAUGCUGUACUAUAAGGGUCGUAUGGACAUGGACCAGAUGGAGGUGGUGGAUGUGGAGGAUGGGAAGGAGAAGGACUUCAACGUGUCGGUGAAGAACGCUCUGAAGCUGCGCUCGCUGGCGGGGGACGAGGUCCACCUGUUGUGUGCCAAGAAGCCUGAGCAGAAACAACGCUGGCGCCGAGCCUUCCAGGACGAGAGGACGCAGGUGCAGCACGACCUCGAAACAGGAUUCUCCAUCACUGAGGUCCAGAAGAAACAGGCCAUGCUGAACGCCUGCAAAAGCCAUCCAGCUGGGAAGCCCAAAGCGGUGACCCGGCCCUACUAUGACUUCCUGCUGCGUCAGAAGCACCCGUCUUUGCCCAGCACCGUUCCCCAGCAGCAGGUCUUCAUGCUGGCUGAGCCCAAACGCAAGGCAACCACCUUCUGGCAAAACAUCGGCAGACUGACGCCUUUCAAGAAGUGAAACGUCAGAGAGGAGAGGAGGAUUAGAGGAGAAAGGCUAACGCCUGAACUGACUUUUUUAUCCCCGAUCCUUUUUUUUCCCUUCUCUCGUUUGUUCUUUGUUAUACAUGAUGUUAUCCUAAUUCAUAUACUGAUUAUUGUGAAAGAUCAACAUGAUGAUGAUGAUGAUAUUUUUUCUUUGAGAAAGCACUUUAUAGGUUGGUUACAAUCAGACUUGGGAAUAGUUCUCCCGGACAUCGUGUAUACGUUGGGAGAAUGUUACUAGGACUAUUAUACCUGCUACUGCUACUACAACUUCAACCAAGCACCGAUUGGUACUAAUAUUACUACUGCUGUGUGAUCAUGUGACUGCCAAUGAGGCUCCUCUUUUUGGAAAGACGUUGACUGACGCAACUAAAUGAUUUUUUCCCCAGUGUUUUUGUUUUGUUUCGACAAAUGCCAACUGUUCACAGUGCCAGAUCAAUUUUGCUUUUGUAUUUAAGUUUGUGCUGUGUCUGCUAUUGAAAAAAAGGUGAAAAAGGGGGAUAAAGUUUAUUGUACUUCUCUUUGUGCAAA